ACCUGAUGGAACGAAAUGGUGAACCAUCGCCAUCGCGGAGCAGCCAUGACCCAAGCCAGCGAACCGUCACCAAUUUACCGUUGGACACGAAUGCCUUCAUCCAAGACAUAUUUAAGCAGCAGCAGGAAAUUCUUCAUCAGCAACAACAGUCCUUUUUGCAACAGCAGGAGCAGCUAAUUACUAAAGUGCUAGCUUCAAUUGGAUCGCGACAACAUGUGGGAAAUGAACACAUUAUUGAUGCCCUAGCAAAACACAUACAAGAGUUCCACUAUGAUCCGGAGGAUGCUGUUACAUUCAGUGCUUGGUUUGCGCGAUACGAAGAUCUCUUCGAAAGGGAUGCGGAACGUCUGGACGAUGCCGCGCGAGUGCGUCUUUUGUUGCGGAAGCUGGGUGCAGCGGAACACGAGCGAUAUGUAAGUCACAUUCUUCCAGCUAAACUAAAUGAUUUCGAUUUUAGAUCGACGACUGGCAAGCUGAGAAAAUUAUUCGAUUCUCCUGAAUCCGUCAUCGCCAAACGGUACCGAUGCUUGCAGAUGUGUAAAUUGCAGGAAGAAGACUACAUGACUUACUCGUGCCGCGUGAACAAGGCUGUUAUAGAAUCCGAGCUGGGAAAGUUAUCCGAAGAGGAACUAAAAUGUCUAAUUUUUGUAUGUGGUCUGAAAGACGACAGUUAUUCCGAGAUUUGCAUAAGGCUCCUAAAUCGACUAGAGGAGAAAAGCGAUAAAACGGUAACGGAUAUGGCAGAAGAGUGUAAACGGAUGGUGAACUUGAAGCGUGAUACGGCAAUGAUAGGCGAGGGAGAGAAGAGUGUGAGCAUCGUUCGUGGAUCCCGUGAGAAAUACCCUAAGAAGGAGCACCAAGCGUGGAAACAGUCGAAUAAGCCAAAUGCAAUAAAAUGCUGGCUGUGUGGCGGAGGGCACCAUGCGCGAAAGUGUUUCCACAAGUCCUAUAAGUGCAAUAAUUGCCAUAGAUACGGACACAAGGAAGGGUACUGCGAGUCAGCUAUGAGAUGGGCCAAUGGAAAGAAGCGAUGCGUGAAAUCGGUGAUCGUGAACAGGGUGAAUAGUGCUAGCCGUGGCCGUGUAAAUUUAUUUUUGAAUAACACCCAGAUCCCGAUGAUGGUAGAUACCGGAGCCGAUAUAAGCAUAAUUUCGAGCAAGCAGUGGCACGCAAUCGGUAGCCCUGCAUUAAUUCCUGCAAGCGUGAAAGCGAGGACGGCGUCUGGUGAUCCUUUACACAUUUUGGGCGAGUUCCAAUGUGAUAUAACAAUUGGCCAGCAGUGCAAGCGUUUUACAAUACGGGUGACAGAAGCUGACCUAAUGUUGCUGGGAGCGGAUUUAAUGGACACAUUUGGUCUUUGGAAUGUUCCUUUGGCAUCAAUAUGCAGUGAGAUAAAUGUCGUAGAAGCAAGCGAGAAUACGAAGACCCUGCAAAAAGUUUUUCCUGCAUUAUUUUCGUCGAAGCUAGGGCGAUGUACGAAAGGUUGUGUGAAGUUGAUGCUGAAAGAAGGAGUGACACCAGUGUUCAGACCCAAGCGACCAGUAGCGUAUGCGAUGUUGCAAGCAGUCGACGAUGAGCUUCUGAGGCUGGAAAAUGAUGGCAUUAUUACACGAGUGGAAUAUUCGGAUUGGGCAGCACCCAUUGUAGUGGUACGCAAGGCGAAUGGAACCAUCAGGAUCUGCGGAGAUUAUUCAACGGGUUUGAAUAAUGCUCUAAUGGCGCACCAGUACCCACUGCCAUUACCCGAGGAAAUUUUUUCCAACUUGAGUAAUUGUGUUGUGUUUAGCCAGAUUGACCUCUCUGAUGCAUUUUUGCAGGUGGAGGUAGAUGAAAAUCAUCGCGGACUUUUAACGGUCAACACGCAUCGAGGUUUAUUCCGAUAUAACCGUUUACCACCCGGAGUCAAGGCAGCGCCGGGAGCGUUCCAGCAGUUAAUCGACACAAUGUUAGCUGGCUUGGAUGGUGUCGCAGCAUAUAUGGACGACAUCGUAGUUGGAGGCAAGGACAUGGCAACCCAUAAUGGCAACCUGCGAGCGGUUUUGGAGAAGCUGCAAGAGUAUGGAUUUACCAUACGCGCAAACGCUUCAUCGAUUGGAUUAGGAGCUACUAUAUCGCAUAGGUGGCCGGAUGGAAAGAUAAAAGUAGUCCAACACGCAUCGCGAGCACUUACAGCAGCUGAGCAGCGUUAUAGCCAACCUGAUCGUGAAGGGCUAGCGAUUAUUUUUGCCGUCACUAAAUUUCACCGUAUGCUGUUUGGACGACAUUUUCUUCUACAAACAGACCAUCAACCAUUGCUCCGAAUCUUUGGUUCGAAAAAGGGUAUACCUGUAUAUACCGCAAACCGUCUACAGCGUUUCGCUUUGACAUUACUGCUUUAUGAUUUUGAAAUAGAGUACGUACCAACUGAGAAGUUCGGAAAUGCAGAUGUGCUAUCCCGGUUGAUGGAUAAACAUGAAAAACCGGAACAAGAUUUUAUAAUUGCCAGUAUUGAACUAGAUAAUGAUGUCGGAGCCCUUGUGAAAAAUGCAGCGAAGAGUUUACCGCUGGCAUUUGAACAUGUAGCGCGCGAGUCGCAUAACGACCCUUUGCUUCAGGUCGUGUAUAACUACAUACAAAGUGGGUGGCCAAAGAAUAUAGAUAAUGCGGAAUUGAAAUACUUCUACGCGAGACGAGAGUCCCUUUCAACAAUUGAGAAUUGUAUUUGUUUUGGAGAGCGGUUAGUGAUUCCUGCGUCGCAGCGUCGGCGGGUGCUAGAAAUGAUUCACCGUGGUCAUCCAGGAAUCGAUCGUAUGAAAGCUAUAGCACGAAGUUAUGUUUAUUGGCCAUUGAUAGACGCGGAUGUUGAGAAACUUGUAAAGUUAUGCAAAUCGUGUGCUUUAGCAGCUAAAUCGCCAAUUCAUAGCUCUCCAAUAUCAUGGCCGAAAACUGAUGCACCAUGGCAGCGUGUUCAUAUAGAUUACGCUGGACCUAUAGAUGGUGUCUACUUUCUUCUGGUGAUUGAUUCCUUUUCUAAGUGGCCUGAAAUUAUUUCGACUUCAAGUAUAUCCGCUAAUGCAACCGUCACUAUGUUGAGAGGAUUGUGUGUUAGAUUUGGCAUGCCUAACACGAUAGUGAGCGACAAUGGUAGGCAGUUUACCAGUGCAAUUUUUGCCGAUUUUUGCAACACUAAUGGAAUCGAGCAUAUGGGCAAUGGGCAAGCAGAAAGGUUUGUUGAUUCCUUUAAAAGAGCGCUCAAAAAGAUAAAGGUGGGGAAGGUGUCAUUACAGGAAGCCUUAGAUACGUUUCUCCUGACCUACAGAAGUACACCGAACAAGCAGCUAGAAGGAAUGCGUACUCCAGCAGAGGUCAUGUUUGAACGAAAAAUCCGUACUUGCUUGGAACUGCUGCGUCCCCCAGUACAAGUUGAAUCAACGAGCAGGCAGAUGCCACCCAGAAAGUUCCACGUUGGUGAAACGGUUUAUGCUAAGGAGUACCGUAAUAAUUCCUGGAGUUGGAUUCCUGGUGAGAUCACCAAACGGCGUGGAAACGUAAUGUAUGAAGUACAGAACGCAGCCGGAAAGAAGUGGCGUUCACACAUCAACCAGCUACGACCACGAUUGAAUAUCGGUACACAUACUGUCCAACCAGACGCUACGGAAACUUCAAUGGCUUUGAACAUUUUAUUGGAUGAAUGUCGAAGCACUGCUAGUGACAGCUUUACCUCGGCGGUGUUACCUCCUGGGAUUUCUGUGCCAUCGUCAUCGUCAUCGUCUUUAAUGUCAGCGUCUUCGUCAUCGUCGUAUUCGUCUUCGACGUCGUCUCCAUCGUCUUCAUCGUCAUCCCCGUCACUGUUACCUUUCAUGUCUGAAUCGUCUCCGUCCCUUUUGUUAUCGUCAAAUAAUACGGAUGUUCUAAGUUCUCCAGAUUUCGCUACAGCUGACAGUGCAUCAUCGCCUUCACCGGUGCAGCCCCUACGUCGUUCUACGCGUGUUCGAAGAUCGCCACAGUGGAUGCGGUCGUACCAGAGAAAUUGAAGAGGAGGGAUGUUGGGAGCCACCCUGUACAAGCCUUGACAGAGUUCGUCAUGCGCCCGAUGUUAGGCGACCGUAUGCGUGAAAGCACGAUCGACGCUCUUCGGGAUAGAGAGAUCGCUCUCUUCUCUCCCGACCGGCUAAGGCAAAGGACGUAUCGUUUGGUCCGUGUGUAAAAUAUUACAUUAUAUUAAUAAAAGUUAUUGUUGUAGAUCGAAGAUACAAAAGUGGCGACGAGAAUAAUUCUGGCGAGCUGUUUCCCGUGAUUUUAUCGAUUUUGAUUUCUAUUUUACCCGUUUUCUGUGUAAACGGAGGAUCCGUGUCUUUGA
Messenger RNA from Anopheles merus, 4339 nucleotides. RefSeq lists its product as uncharacterized. The transcript is spliced from 2 exons. Gene Ontology annotation, molecular function: aspartic-type endopeptidase activity; nucleic acid binding. The record is from RefSeq and is a predicted model, not a curated record. NCBI's taxonomy places the organism in Eukaryota, Metazoa, Arthropoda, Insecta, Diptera, Culicidae. Bases 6 to 4013 code for a protein of 1335 amino acids. Gene Ontology annotation, biological process: proteolysis; DNA integration.